Pseudomyrmex gracilis is the source of this 3234-nucleotide messenger RNA. It is a transcript of the gene Atg14, whose product is annotated as beclin 1-associated autophagy-related key regulator. The record is from RefSeq and is a predicted model, not a curated record. NCBI's taxonomy places the organism in Eukaryota, Metazoa, Arthropoda, Insecta, Hymenoptera, Formicidae. Gene Ontology annotation, biological process: autophagosome assembly; cellular response to starvation; mitophagy. Gene Ontology annotation, cellular component: mitochondria-associated endoplasmic reticulum membrane contact site; extrinsic component of omegasome membrane; autophagosome. The transcript has 9 exons. The coding region runs from base 168 to 1610 and encodes 480 amino acids.
AGCAAAACGAAGAAAAGAGAGAAUCGGCGCGCGCGAUGUAGAUGGACGGCUGUGUUGGGGUGCGAAUAAAUAGUGGAUCAGCUGAUGAGGCAUAACAUAACAAGAGCUAGUCGGAGGAACCGGAGGAGUGUUCAUUUUCCUCAUUGCUUGCGUCGUUAUUGUUGGUUAUGGCGACGAGCAGCUCGGACGGCUCGUGCACGGCGCCCGCCGAUUUUCAGCUCUCGUCCGAGCUGGAGGACGCGUCGAGUCGUCUAAGCAUGAACUUACUCAAGUGUCCGCUGUGCCAUAACAGGCGUCGAAUUUUUUACUGCCGCCAGUGCGUCCAGAAUGGGGAUUUCGUACACUCGAACACCGUUUAUUCGACGGAACGGUUCGCGGAUAAACAAAUGCGUCUCAUAAGACUGAAAGCUGCGAGGGCUCAGUUAGAGGAAAAAUGCACGAAGGCUCUUGAGAGGCACAAACAAAGGGAUAAGCUGAUUUGUGAUAUAAAUACAUGUAAAGAAAGAGUGAGAUUGCUUCAGUCUUUAGUGGAUGAGACAAGACAGAACAUCAAUAGAGGUAAUCAGUGUUUGAGCAUUCUGAAGGAUAUCAACUCUGAGUUGACUCUGCGUGUGCCAAGGCAUGAGGAUAGAAUAAAAAAAUUACAUCGCUAUGUUAAUGACUUAAAAGCCAAGCAAGAAAAACAAAAGGAAGCUGUAGACAGAAAGAGGGAGCAAUUGAAGAAGAUUAUCAGAACUGCUGCUAAACAGUUAAUUCAGUACAUUUUUCCAUUGUCUAAAGUUCAGCCAAAUAGAAGUUUGUGCAGCAGUGAGGACAGUGACAGUGCGACUUCGGAUGUUGUUACUAGCGCGUUAGCAGAUGCGUCAGGUACAUCGUACGUGCGUGGUAGAUGGGUUAGCGAAAAGGAGAAUUCAUUGGAAAUUCACCAUCGUAUAAUCGAACCUACGCUACCAGCAACGGGAGAUUAUAGCGCUUACUCUUUUUGGGUUGCAGCAAAUAAAGACGGUGUACCAGGCGCGAACAAAGAAAACGCGAUGCACCAUAAUCCAGCUUACAAUAUCAGUGCUGCUUUAACUUAUGCUACGCAACUGGUUAAUGUCCUUGCCUAUUAUGUUAACGUAAGACUACCGUAUAAACUUACGUGUGGAGAGUUUUGCGGUAAUGAGAUGUCGGACCAAAAGUUUGCUAGGAAAGUAGCAAGAUUAAAUAGUAAUGUAUUACACUUGUGCUUCACACAAAAUACCAAUGUAGACGUUUUACAUCCCAUGCAUACAUUGCAAAAUUUGAUGCACUUACUGAACACCGAAAUUAGCGAUCUUGGAAGAAUUGGACCAAUGGAGGUUGAUCCGUCUGUAGUAGCACAACUUCACAGUCAAUUAGUUCCUGAUUUGGAAAAUAGUGAUGAUUCAGCUUCUGAUGAAGAGGAUCUGUGUUGGGGUUGGGAAGCGGUACCAAAUAUCGCAUGUCCUGAAAUGGCAGUACCUGCUUCUGGCGCAAUGGUUAGCCAGCAAUCGUCUAGCAUGCAAGUGCAUCAGAGUGUCGCUGGUGGUUUGGUAACAAGUGCGGCAGCCAGUAUCGCCUCGAUCUGGCGAGGUUGGACUAAUAAAUAACUUAUUUUUCUCUUUUAAACAGUAAGUUUUCUCUUUCUAUAUUUCGUAGACACUCACUGUGUGUAUAUUUUGAAUUUUCCUCAAAAAAUCAAAGAGCAGAAACUCUAAAGAUUAUACUCUCCGAAGCAAACACUAUGAUAGAAAUUCGUACGAUAUUUAUACACUGUGCGUGGGGACGCAAAUGUGAUUGAAAAUCAACAUGUAAAUAUCUGAUCCGAGAGGAUGCUGGAGCCGCUCAUCAUAAUAUCAACACUUCAUCAAACUCAAUUUUCUACGUGGCCCAAUCUCCUAUCUAAAAUAGAUAGCUUUCGUUUGAGUUUACGCUGAGAGAAUUGUUCGACUCAAGUUAAAAAUACAGUUCAGAUGAUUUAUAGAAAACACUAUUCCAACAACUUAUUUUUGUUUCUUAUGCAUUAAAGGAUUCAGUAUCCUCUUAUAACGUGACAUUAAAGGUAGUUCAAAUAUGCUGUGACAGAUUAUGUUAGAUCUGAUAUCUAACUUAGUUCAAAUAAUUCAAAUUUAAAAUAAAAAUUAUAUACAUAUACGAUUAGCACAUCCACACAUCAUACACAACACGAAACGUCUGUUUAAUAAAUUUAUGGACAUUUUAUAUAUUUCAAUAUAUAUAAAUAUUCACAUCGUAAAUAAUAGUUUAGAUUGUGAUAUGUGAAGAUUGAUAUCAAGAUUAUAUAUAAAUGGUCUACAAAACCAGAAUGUACAUAUAACUUAGCAGACGUAUACUUACAUAUAGGUUAUUGUUGUGGUAGAGAAAACAAAAAAAAUAUAUAUAUAUAUAUACAUGUGAAUGUGUGUGGUGUGCAUGCAAUGACUGCCUUUUUAAUGCUCACUGCAUUUGAUGUGAUUAAUUGAUUAUACACAUUAUGUAAAUGAGAUAUGCUUCCCUCUGUGUUAAAUAUGUUUUAUUAAUAUAUAUUUUAUAUAUUCUCCAUAAGCAUAUAUAUCUUAUUAAAUGUGUAUAUACUUUGGUUUAUUUCGAGAUCCGAUAUUUUACAACUUUUAUCUCCAAAACACGAAAAACUUUAUUUAUUUGUGAUAAUAAGAUAAUGCACACAUUUUAAGUCCUAAAGCAAUGAUAUUAAAAUAAGUGAAUUUACUCAGGCUUGUAUUUAUAAUCGUUAUUGAAUCUCAUUUCGAGAAUCGUGUUGUUGGGAAUCAGUUGUCGGGAUUCUCAGAAUCGAAUCUUUUUAUCCUGAGUCACGGGCAAUUCAAUGCGUCGUAAUUCAACAUCAAAUCUUGAGUAAACUUCUACUCAAGCAAAAAACUAUUUAUUUAUUUAUUUAUUCAGUUUUCUCUCAAGACAUUUAAUCUCAAAAAUUUCAAGAGUAGAGUUCUUUAACGACUAUAAAUACAGUCCUUAAUAUGUUAAAUGUAAGCGCUAAAAUAUUUCGGUAAAGUAUUAAGAAGUAUCUUUUUAUUAUUUAUUAUAUAUGAUACGAUAUUGUAUGACAUUAAGUAUAUUUUUUAUCAUAUGGAAAGUAAAAUUUGGUAAACGUAUUUCAUACUUUACGAUAUGAAAGAAGUAUUGUAAGGCGCAUUACAUUUGAUUGGAUUUGGUUAUUUUAGAGCAAAGAGAAAAAAAAAUAGUAUUGUGUAUGUUGGUCAU